Molecule: messenger RNA, 1619 nt
Organism: Cryphonectria parasitica EP155
Lineage: Eukaryota; Fungi; Ascomycota; Sordariomycetes; Diaporthales; Cryphonectriaceae
Product: cytochrome P450
Exons: 4
Coding region: 1-1494 (497 amino acids)
Molecular function (GO): monooxygenase activity; iron ion binding; heme binding
Source: RefSeq, a predicted model, not a curated record
AUGCUUUCGGUUCAGCUGCCCUACGCGACGCUACCAACGCGUAGCGCCCUCCUAGGGUUCAUCACUCUCGGCGUGGCAUACGUCUUGGCACGAUGCAUAUAUCUGCUUUACUUUCAUCCCCUGGCCAAGUACCCAGGCCCUAAGCUUGCUGCCCUAAGCGAGACAUGGCUGAAGCGGUCCAACGCCACCGGCAUGCACACCUUCCGGAUGCAAGAGCUCUUCCAGAAGCAUGGUGACAUCGUCCGCGUCGGCCCCAACGAUCUGACCUUCGCCUCGGUGACCGCCUACCAAGACAUCUACGGCCACGUCACCCAGGGCAAGAAGCGUUUUCUCAAGUCGCCCAUCUACGAGCGCGAGGAGCCGCGCAUUACCUCGGUGCGCGACCCGGCUGUCCACGCCGAGCAGCGCCGGGCCCUCUCGCAUGCCUUCAGCGCCCGCGCUCUGCGGGAUCAGGAGGAGGUUGUGCAUCAGUAUGUGGACCUGCUGAUCAAGCAGCUCGGGAUCCUGGGCGAGGGCGGUAAGAAGCCUGUCGAUAUUGUCGAGGCCUGGAACUGGUUGACAUUUGAUGUGAUUGGCGAUCUUGCCUUUGGAGAACCAUUUGGCGCUAUAGCCAACGCAUCGAGCGAGUGGGUGCAGGGCAUCCUCGACUGGUCGCUCUACCAGGCCCUCGACCACUCGAUGAAGAAACAGACCUGGCUGAGGCUGACCCUCCCGAUCAUCUGGGGCUCCCGGCUGGCCAAGAUGCGCGAGGUAUCGGAGAAGUCGCGGGCCAUGGCCGUCGACAAGACCGAGAGGCGCCUUGCCGCCCCCGCCGACUCCCUGGAGCGCCAGGACUUCUUCAGCCACCUGAUCAAGAAGAAGGAGGUCACCGCAGACUUCAUCAUGGGCACCUCGCAGACGCUGAUUGUCGCCGGCUCCGAGACCACCGCCACCGCGCUGUCCGCCAUCAUGUUCUGGCUGCUCAAGAACCCAGAGUGCCUCGCCAAGCUGACCCACGAGAUCCGCUCCACGUUCAGCGCCCCGGAGGAGAUCACAGGAGACGCAGCGGCCCGGUGCCAGUACCUGCACGGCGUCAUCGAGGAAGGGCUCCGGAUCUCCCCGCCCGUGGCCAUCGGCCUGCCGCGGGACAGCCCCGGCGCCACGAUCGACGGCGAGUAUAUACCAGAGGGCAUCACCGUCUCUGGCGACAUCUACACCCUCGCCAGGCACCCCAAGUACUGGAAGGAUCCCGAGUCGUUCAUCCCCGAGCGCUGGCUCGGCGAGGGCCUUGGCGACGACAAGAGGGCCUUCCAGCCCUUCUCGACCGGGCCCAGGGCCUGUCUGGGGAUCAACCUCGCGUACCUCGAGAUGCGCGUCAUGCUGGCCAAGCUCAUUUUUGCGUACGACCUGGAGCUGGAGUCCAAGGAGAUCGAGGACUGGAAUCGCUCGUGCAGGAUCUUUGGCUUGUGGAAGAAGCCCCCGCUGAUGCUCAAGCUUCAUCCUCGUAAGGCGUGAUGGGUUGGAAGGUCGUGCGAGCUUGAGGCCAUUUUGUUUUUUGUGUUUUCUUCUUGUCCUCUUCGUUUCUUCUUCUCUUUUUCUCUUCCUAUGGUCAGCUAGCGACAAUAUAGAAAGUGAAAGAU